Daucus carota subsp. sativus is the source of this 929-nucleotide messenger RNA. Its product is annotated as large ribosomal subunit protein eL15. The transcript has 4 exons. Gene Ontology annotation, cellular component: cytosolic large ribosomal subunit; ribosome. The coding region runs from base 140 to 754 and encodes 204 amino acids. The record is from RefSeq and is a predicted model, not a curated record. NCBI's taxonomy places the organism in Eukaryota, Viridiplantae, Streptophyta, Magnoliopsida, Apiales, Apiaceae. Gene Ontology annotation, biological process: cytoplasmic translation. Gene Ontology annotation, molecular function: RNA binding; structural constituent of ribosome.
CAAUAACAGUUGGACAAAUCGGUCCUUUAAGCAACCCUAAAACCCUAAUCAGCUCUCCACUCUCAUAUAUCUGCCUCUCAUUUUACAUCACAGCCGAAACACACGAGGCCAGAGCUUGGAGAGCUGCUACAAUUCAACAAUGGGAGCGUACACUUACGUGUCGGAGCUAUGGAGGAAGAAGCAGUCGGAUGUGAUGAGGUUCGUGCAGAGGGUGAGGUGCUGGGAGUAUCGUCAGCAUCCUUCGAUUGUUAGGGUCACUCAUCCCACUCGCCCUGAUAAGGCCCGUCGUCUUGGUUACAAGGCUAAGCAGGGUUAUGUUGUAUACCGUGUCCGUGUGAAACGUGGUGGACGCAAGAGACCCGUUUCUAAGGGUAUUGUGUAUGGAAAGCCAACAAACCAGGGUGUGACUCAGCUGAAAUUUCAGCGCAGCAAGCGAUCAGUUGCCGAGGAACGUGCUGGGCGAAAACUUGCUGGCCUGAAGGUUCUCAAUUCUUACUGGGUUAAUGAGGAUUCAACUUACAAGUACUUUGAAGUAAUUUUGGUUGAUGCUGCUCACACUACUAUCCGCAAUGACCCAAGGAUCAACUGGAUUUGCAACCCUGUACACAAGCACAGAGAGCUCCGUGGACUCACCUCUGCUGGAAAGAAAUACAGAGGUCUGCGUGGAAAGGGUCACCGCAAUCACAAAGCACGACCUUCAAGAAGGGCUACCUGGAAGAGGAACAAUACAUUGUCUCUCCGUCGUUACCGUUAAUGCUCAUAGAGUGCUGUCUGGCACUAAUAUCAUUAUUCUGUUGGACUUCGAGUUUAUUGUUUCUGUUUUCAAAGCUAAGGAUUCAUCUUUGAGCAUUACCAACGUUCUGGGUUCUGGAUACUAAAUUUUGUGCUUGUUUUGGUUACAUUUAUAAUGGAUUUGUCAACUUCCUUGA